CCUCAAAUCACGUGGCUCGAAGGGAAGAGUCGGGCGAUGACGUCAUUGUCAGUCGACGCCAAGGAGUAGCAAUAUGGGACCGACUAGUGCGUCGUCCGUAUCCGUACAGUACAGAAAGAGAGACCGAAAUUUCGGACGUAGAGGCCGAGCAGCGUUAGGUAACGAUGGGCAAUUAAAGGUGAAAGGUAAACGUGAGGCCCCGGGGGGUAAGAGACAAGACGUGCAGGGGACUAAAGGCGACAGAGUUCCUGGGAAGAGACCGAGCUUUGACGGUAAAGUGAAGCGGAGAUGGAGGCCAAAUCCAGAGCAAAAGUUGUUCAAGGGAAGCGCGAAAGAAGGACAAGGAUUUGCUUUGUGGAGAAAGGAAAAAAUUCAGUUCCAAUAUAAAAAGCUGCUAAGAAAACAAAAGAAGGCAAAUACUAAGGAAGUCUCAUAUAGUGAUAACUAUCCUGAACAUCUGAAGCAUCUCUACUUGGCUGAGGAAGAAAGACUGAAAAGUCAAGAAAAACAAAGAAAACCUAAAAAUGAGACCUCCGAGACAGCAGACAAAGAGAAAGAAGUAAUACCAAAGAAAACGUUUAGGAAGAAAACUUCAAAUCAAAAAGCAAAAGAAGAAUAUGAACGGGUACAACAGGAGCGUGCAAAGAAAAGAGAAGAGGCAGAGAACAACAGGCGGAAAAGAGAAGAAGCAAUCAAACUUUACAAAGAGAGAAGAACUGAAGCCUAUAAAGCACUAAGUGCAAAAACAAAGAAAGGACAGCCUGACUUCAAUGUACAAAUGGAAUACUUGCUGAAGAAGAUUCAAAGCAAAUCUUAACUUAUUUUACAUCAACUUCUUACAGGAUGCAUCAUCAGUGGUGCGUUGUGACAUUACAUCCUUUCAUGUGAGAGGCUUUCUGCGUAACUUCUUUGUUUUUGUAUU
Messenger RNA from Hyla sarda, 922 nucleotides. RefSeq names its product coiled-coil domain containing 59 (gene CCDC59). The transcript has 4 exons. Gene Ontology annotation, cellular component: nucleus. The coding region runs from base 74 to 817 and encodes 247 amino acids. The record is from RefSeq and is a predicted model, not a curated record. NCBI's taxonomy places the organism in Eukaryota, Metazoa, Chordata, Amphibia, Anura, Hylidae.